AUGAGGACACGUCUCGUCUCAUAUUCAAUACUAGCCUUCGGCUAUGAAUAUGAAUUGAGAGUCGCUUUUGAUAACGAGAAGCCGGCCGCAGGCAAAGAUAGACUGCUAUUGACAGUGGCUGUGCCGGCCGGUCAGGAGUAUAUUGACCAGGGAUUUGAUGUGCCCUCCAUUUCACAGAAUGUGGACUUCCUAAACGUGUUGAACUAUGACUAUCACACGGCCUUUGAUCCCGAGACCGACCAUCACUCGCCUCUGAAGGCACGACCAGAUCAGAGCAGAUUCGAUGAGUCGAGUAAAUUCAAUACCGAAUGGACUAUCAAUUACUACUUACAAUUAGGUGCCCCCAGAAGUAAGUUGAUUCUGGGUAUUCCCACAUACGGGCGUUCAUUCACUUUGGCCGACCCCAACAAAAAUGGUUUGACGGCUACAGCUGAAGGGCCGGGAGAGGCCGGAGUGUCGACCAGAGAAAAGGGUUAUUUGGCUUUCUAUGAGAUCUGUCAGAAGAUCGAAGAGGAGGGUUGGAGUACUCAGAGGCCGUACCCCCAGAUAGAGGGCCCCUAUUCUUUCAAAGACAAUCAAUGGGUCGCUUACGACGACAUCCAAAGUAUUGAACAGAAGGUGCGCUUCAUUUUGGAGAAGGGUUUGGGAGGGGCUAUGAUCUGGACGUUAGAUAACGACGACUUUCGCGGACUCUGUUAUGGAGAGCAGAGCCCACUCGUGAACGCCGUCAAGACAGCCCUCGCCAACAACAUCGUGGAGAGCAGUUCCAGUGAACGCACGGCUUCCAGGUUUAUACGACCCGGUCCUCAGAGUGUCCCCAAAGAAGAGGUUGCGUUGUCGGCACUUAAUGUCAACACUCGUCGCAACCAAUUGAGACGAUUCCAGUUCCAGACAACGCCCUCGACGACGACCACCACUACGACGACGACAACUACCACAACAACUACAACACCUGCGCCCACAUUCAAGGAGACAGUUCUGAGGACAACUCCUGAACCGCCGCCCACUCCAGAUCCCGGAGCUGCGUUUGAGUGCGAGGACGAGGGCUUCUUCAAUAACCCCAAAGACUGUCGCAAAUACUUUUGGUGUCUGGAUAGCGGACCCGCUAACCUGGGGAUUGUCGCCCACGCCUUCACCUGUCCAUCCGGUCUGUACUUUAACUCGAAGACCGAAGCGUGCGAUUACCCCGAGAACGUGAGCUGUAAGAAAGCACCCAAAGAAGACAUCACUACUAAAAGACCUAAACUAAAGACUAAGCCAACCACUACUACCACCACAACCACCACUACUACACCUCCGCCCACAACCACUACCACCACAACACCUGCACCAACAGAACCACCAUUUGAUUUGAGCGAUAGGGCUAACAUUGAGCUCUUAUCCACUGCUUUAAGACAACUGAAUUCCGCACAACAGUCCGGUAAUAGCAACGAUGCCUUACAACUCGUUAAUUUGAUUCAAUCGCUGGGAGGGGUCGACAAAAUACAGUCUCUUCUACAGUCUGGAGGUCUCGGAGGACUUCUUGAUGAUAAUAGCGCUUCAUCUCCGGCAACAACCCAUAACUUUUUUGCGCCCUCUUAUGUGACACCCAAUCGACAACAGGACAACACUCUGCCGCCGCAGACAUUCACUGAGACGUCGAUAUUCUCGUCAUCCGAUGCGAGACGAGAGCCUCAGAGACGAAGACCUCAAUUCGAUUCGGCUCUACAGACAACUACUUUGAACCCUAUUUUCUCCUUUUAUGAAACGCCCAAAAACUCUAGAAGUAAUGCCAACACCGACUCAAACCCCCAAUCAUUUACAUUCACAUAUAACACACCGGGAGGUCGAACGGCCGGACACGAAGGCUCUUUCAACGAGGCAUCCAUCUCUCGGCCAUCAAUUCAACGUUUCAACGCAUCGGCGCGUUUGGGGGCGCCGUCCACUUCACGCGGAGUAUUCGCCACGGAGUCACCCAUUGAUAGACCCAGAGCUCAGUCCCAAUCCAAUCAAGUAUUUAGAGUACCCGUCAGUGUUAGCGCCGGACGAGUAGUUAGAUUACCUGUCGAUGCGCUCGACAACCGAAACCCUCAGUCGGCCCGAAGGGUCAGAGUUCAGAGCGCCUUCUCGGCCGCCACCGAAAGACCGCAAUCGGGGGUUGUUUACGAUGAAGAGACCCAAACACAAGCGCCCGCUCACGCCUUAAGGCCACAAUUCGCCCCACCCUUUGCUCCCCAACCACUGCCCCAAUCCAUUCCCGCACAAACACAACCCAUUGAGGAUGUGACGACCCAACGGCCACUCAGACGCCGCCUUCCGCAUCGGUUUAAUUUGAAGCCCACCGCUGAUGAGAACCCAGUGUCGGCGCUCAUAAACCUUCCGCCCAGAGCUUCAAACACUUUGCAAAAUUCAAGACCACACAGACCUCAGCCAAUAGAUGACCCGUUACUGCAGAUUCAGACGACAACGUCUGCACCGACAACACUAUACAAUCAGUUCCGACCACAACCGCCCCGUUUCACAAACUAUAAUACCCUUCCGCCUGAGUUUGAUAUCGCGCCCUUCACUACACCAGCCAUUCCUUACUUUGAUUUGGAGAACGCCUUCCGGUCGACAACACCACCGCCGCCUCCGACAACUACCACAACACGAGCGCCACCGACCACUCAAUUGCCACUAAGAAAUCAGAUCCGCCCGAGACGUCCGGUGCCACAACCGGUUCCUCAAACCACUCAACGACCCAAUCGUCGACCAACACAGCCACCAACUACCGAAGCGCCGGCCACUCAGUUUGACGGACCGGCCAUUUUUGCAGAAAAUGACGGCAAAAUAGGCUGCAAUAAGCGGGGAGUUCACGCCCACCCCAGCAGCUGCGGUAUGUUUGUGGUGUGCGCACCCGCCUCCCGGGCCAACAAACAGCUGCGAGCACUUACCCAUCACUGUCCGGCGGAUCAGGUGUUUGUGCAGGAAGUGGGCAGAUGUCGGCCCGGAAACAAAGACCGCUGCGAAGUCUUCUAA
This is a messenger RNA of Oppiella nova, 2997 nucleotides long. NCBI's taxonomy places the organism in Eukaryota, Metazoa, Arthropoda, Arachnida, Sarcoptiformes, Oppiidae. The record is from the annotation of a GenBank genome assembly.